UCCUUGUGUGAUUUUCCUUUUGUCCCAAUUUGCGACAAUGUUGUUUCACAUUGCUGCCGCGGCACUGCUGACGAAUAUCGCGUUUAUGGAGAUCUACUCGUUCUAUGAAUUGGCUGAUAACAUUGCGGACAAUAAAUUACUAUCUGACAAGAGUCCUCUACACCGUGUCUUCGUAUACGGGACACUAAAACGAGGAGAACCGAAUCACAGUUUGAUCCAAGACACUUCGAAUGGGUAUGCAAAGUUCUUGGGACUCGGAAAAACCACUAUUCCAUAUCCAUUAAUAAUUGCAACUCAUUAUAAUAUUCCAUUUUUGUUGAAGAAACCUGGCUUUGGUCAUCAUGUAUUUGGCGAGGUGUACGAUGUCGACACGCAAAUGUUAAAGAAGUUGGACGAACUGGAAGAACAUCCAACGUUUUACGAACGAUCAGAAGAAAAUGUGCUGAUCGCUCCGGAGGCCAAGGCCAAAGCGAGCACCAACUUUGACACGAUCAGCACCUUGACAAAGGUCUGGAUAUAUUUUCUACCGAGGUUCAGGGCAUCGUUAUUGGAGAGUCCCAUGUACAGUUCGUAUAGCAACGAGGGAAGCCAUGGGCUCAAAUAUUGCGAAAACGAGGAGAGUACAGUAAGGCCGGAAGACCUGCUUUGACCAAGCUCUUUUGCAUAAAACAUGAUGCCCUCCCCCCUCAUCAUCGUAUGAACGUUUUCAACGUAACGUUUGUCAAUCGUGAUAGUUAAUAAAAGAUUCUUUCGUCAUUCGAAA
This is a messenger RNA of Frieseomelitta varia, 763 nucleotides long. Its product is annotated as putative gamma-glutamylcyclotransferase CG2811. The record is from RefSeq and is a predicted model, not a curated record. NCBI's taxonomy places the organism in Eukaryota, Metazoa, Arthropoda, Insecta, Hymenoptera, Apidae. Gene Ontology annotation, molecular function: gamma-glutamylaminecyclotransferase activity. The coding region runs from base 38 to 649 and encodes 203 amino acids. The transcript has 5 exons.